UCGAAAGUGGUCGGUGAUGGGUCGCUUGCAUUUUCUUCGACGUUGGAGCCAUGGUCCUCGCUACCUUGGGCGCGUCCGUGUACGCGGUCUGGUCGGCGGUCGCGUCGCCGUGGCAGCAGCUGGCGGCUCUGCAUCACGUGCGUGGACCCGCGCCUGCGCGCGUCGAGCUCGGGGUUCGGCCGUACUUUCUUCUCGAGGACAUGGCCGAUUCGCCGCUGCGAGCGACACUGCGAGCCUGCGCCGACGGCCCCAUGGACGUGCAUCGGACGCCGUUUGCCAUUGGCCACCGCGGCGCGUGCCUGCAGUUCCCAGAGCACACGCGCGAGUCGUACCUCGCGGCGAUCCGCAUGGGCGCGGGCCGCGUCGAGUGCGACGUGGCGUUCACUCGCGACCAUGGCCUCGUGUGUCGCCAUAGCAUGAACGAUCUGCACACGACGACCAACAUCUUGCUCACGCCGCUCGCCGCCAAGUGCCAUGGCCCGUUCACGCCGCACAACGCCGCAAGCGGCGAGAACGCGACCGCCGAGUGUCGGACGACCGACAUCACCCUCGCCGAGUUCAAGACGCUCCGCGGCAAAAUGGAUGGCUUCAAUCCCAAGGCAACGACGGCCGAAGAGUACGUGGCCGGCACGCCGACGUGGCGCACCGACCUGUACGCAGGUCCGACCAGCGGAACGCUCAUGACGCAUGCCGAGAGCAUCGCGCUCUUUGCCGCCCAUGGCGUGCAGAUGACGCCCGAGCUCAAGGAGCCGAUGGUCGACAUGCCCUUCGACGGCUUUUCGCGCCACGCCUUUGCCGACAAGAUUAUCCAGGAGUACAUCGACGCCGCGAUUCCGCCGUCGCUCGUCUUUCCUCAAGCGUUCGCGUACGACGACAUUGUCUACUGGCUGACCGCGCAUCCGGCGUUCGGCGUCAACGCGGUGUACCUCGAAAACGCCAACUCGGUCGACGAGCUGCCGUCACGCGACCAACUUUUGGGCUACAAGGCGUCCGGUGUCAACAUUGUGGCGCCGCCCAUUUGGGCCCUCUUGGCGACGAGCGAGACUGGCCGCAUCGUGCCGUCCGCGUACGCAGAGCACGCCAAAGCCGCCGGCCUCCGCAUCGUCGCGUGGAGCUUGGACCGCGCCGGCGUCCUCGCCGAGACCCGCGGCGGCUGGUACUACCAGACGAUCCAAAGUGCCAUUUCACGCGAAGGCGACAUGCUCGAGACGCUGCAUGUGCUGACGCAGGACGUCGGCAUCGAGUCGAUCUUUGCCGACUGGGUGGCGACGCCCGUCUUUUACGCCAACUGCGUCGGUCGAGCCUAGCUACCUAAUGCAUCGUACACGGUUCUUGGAUGCUGGA
Molecule: messenger RNA, 1344 nt
Organism: Saprolegnia parasitica CBS 223.65
Lineage: Eukaryota; Oomycota; Saprolegniomycetes; Saprolegniales; Saprolegniaceae
Exons: 1
Coding region: 51-1307 (418 amino acids)
Biological process (GO): lipid metabolic process
Molecular function (GO): glycerophosphodiester phosphodiesterase activity
Source: RefSeq, a predicted model, not a curated record